Molecule: messenger RNA, 4170 nt
Organism: Dentiscutata heterogama
Lineage: Eukaryota; Fungi; Glomeromycota; Glomeromycetes; Diversisporales; Gigasporaceae
Source: the annotation of a GenBank genome assembly
AUGGAAGUUACGGAAUCAACAGCGAUUACUAGUAUAGGAGAAAUUUAUGCAAUCACCGUAUUCACCUUUUCCACUUUGUUUCGAUGGUUCUUUUUACUCGUUUCCUUUAUCACCGUUACACUUUCUACUUGGAUAAUAAAGAUUUUAUCCCUAUCCUUUACUCUACAAUUUAAUUUUACUACCUUGCUUGUGUUCUUUGGUCUAUUUAUAACAAUCGGAUAUUUAGUCUUUCGGUAUCAAAUUCUUACUAGAUAUUCGCGUCUUCCCGUAGAAACUCCUCAGACUCAGGGUGCUUUUCACCAUCUUCGACCUGAUCUUGAUAACAAUGAAAAAGCUCAAUUUCUUUACCCUGAUGAUUUUUUAAGUGCUUUCUUAGAAGGCAUAAAAGUUUUUGGUUACUUGGAAAAACAAGUGUUUCAUGAACUUUCAAGACAUUUGCAAACGAAAAAGUUAUUGGCUGGUGAUAUUUUAAUGCUGGAGAAAGAAAGAUCUUUCUAUAUUGUAAUAGAUGGUUAUGUUCAAGUUUUCGUCAAAACUGCAAAUGAAGAAGACAUAGUGUUAGAUCCUUUUGAAGAUGAUGAUUAUAAUCGUGGUUAUCAACUUUUAAAUGAAGUUACAAACGGUGGAACUUUAUCAAGUUUAUUUACCAUCCUUUCUUUAUUUACUGAUGAUAUUGAACUUCGCUACAAUGAUAAAACGAUGGAUCAUUCAACUAAUAAUGAUAAUACUGGAAAACAGGAAAAUGCAUCUAUUAAAAAUGAUCAGUCUCAUGAUAUUUCUAAUUUAAAGGAUUCAAAUCAUGAUACUUCCGAAGAUCAAUCUCUUCCUGGAUCUUCAACGCUUCCUGAUAGUCCUUCCUCACGUUCAAAUAGAUCUACAAAACCACAGAUUUUAAGACGUCUUUCAAAAGAAUUUCCAACCACUACUUCUGUUCAUCCAAAUAUAGUUGCUAGGGCAACUAUGGAUACCACCUUGGCUGUUAUUCCAGUAGAGGCUUUUCAUAGAUUAAGAGAAAAAUUUCCUAACUCGGUUGCUCAUAUUGUUCAGGUAAUUUUAACGCGUUUUCAACGUGUUACUUUCUGGACUGGAUAUAAAUAUUUGGGUUUAACAAAAGAUAUUUUGAGAACUGAAAAAUUAAUGAACGAAAUUACUGCAUAUAGUCUCCCUAAUGAUUUUUUUAGACCUGGAAGUAUGGAACGACUUCGUAUGAAAUUUGUUGGUAGUAGUAAAAAGUACAAAGAUUUGGAUAAUAUGAGUGAUGAGUACAAUAAGUACAAAGAUAUGGAAAUGAGCGAUAGUGGAUUAACUAAUAAAAGUAAAAAGGUUAGGCAGUCUACUCGUCCCAGACAAAAUGUUAUAUAUGAAAGUGAAGUAGAAUCUAGUACUGACGUUCCUAUGAUACCAAAUUCUAAAAAAAAUAUCCGACCUUAUGUUAAUAGCAAGUACUUGACAACUCCUAAAAGUGCUCGUGUUCAACCUAUCAGCGGUACUCACGUGAGUGGCCGUGAUUAUGAUACCGAGGAUGAUAUGUAUCUUCGAGAAUCCGUUUUAGAAGGUAUCUCAAAAGGAAUCGGUCUAAUACAACCUAAUCGUAAAGAUAAAAACUCUUCAUCAGAGCAUGGUCCUCGUUCUAAUUCAUCGGAUUCAAAUUUACAUUCUUUUCAUUUUUUGAAUCAACAUUCUGUAAAUCCUUUGCUAGACAUUCCCGAUGAUGAAUCUGUUGCAGAAACUAUAUCAUCUUUUACCAGUGAAUUAGAUAAUGAUGUUGAUAUAUUAUUUUAUCCUAAAGGUUCAGUUCUAGUCGCUGAAGGAGAGCGAAACGUUGGAUUAUUUUUUGUUAUUGAUGGACUUUUGGAUGUUUCAGUUACUUCUAGUGAUAAGAAUUUUCUUGGAAGUUCUUUUCGAUCUGGUGCUUCUGAAGUUCCAACUCAAAAUAUUCACAUGAAACCAAUGCAUAAAAAAAAAGAAUCAAUUAGUACUAAUUCAUCAAAUAAAUUCACGGAUAAGAGUUUAUUUAUGAUUAAACCUGGUGGUCUUGCGGGAUAUCUUGCAGCUUUAACUGGAUUUCCGUCCUUUGUUACUAUCCGUGCUAGUACCGAUACUUAUAUAGGAUAUUUGUCAAAAAGCUCGUUGAAUCGUCUUAUGGAACGGAAUCCAAAUGUACUUUUGACUUUGGCUAAGCGAUUAAUAAUGCUAUUAUCACCAUUAGUCCUUCAAAUCGAUUUUGCUCUUGAUUGGGUACAAGUCAACGCCGGGCAGGUUUUAUAUUCUGAAGGGGAGCAAAGUGAUUCAAUAUAUAUUGUGUUGAAUGGUCGUGUACGUGCCAUAAAUGAAAGAAAGAAUCGUGUCAUUGACAUUGUAGGAGAAUAUGGUCAGGGUCAAAGUAUUGGAGAACUCGAAGUUAUAUCGGGAACUCCUCGCCCACACACAUUGCACGCUAUUCGUGACACUGAACUUGCUCGUAUGCCAAAGACUUUAUUCAAUGCACUUGCUAUUCGUCAUCCAGAAAUUACUCUACAGAUUUCUCGUAUUAUUGCCUCAAGAACGAGGUUGCAACAAGAUCGGGAUUAUAACCGUAAAAAUGCUGCCACUGAAUUUGGUGAAAAUAAUACUAAUCUCAAAACUGUUUGUAUCUUACCUGUAAAUGAAAAUGUUCCCGUGACCGAGUUUGCAGAGAAAUUGAAAUCCGCUUUGGUAAGAUCUGGUGAAACUGCCACAUUGUUAAAUCAAUCUUCCGUAGUACCGGUAUUAGGUAAACAUGUGUUUACGCAAAUGGGAAGGUUGAAGCUUAUUAGCUGGCUUGCUGAACAAGAGGAAGAAUCGCGAAUCGUGUUGUAUUUGGCUGAUGGAGGUCUUAGUUCAUCAUGGACUCAAACUUGUAUUCGUCAGGCCGAUUGUAUUCUUUUAGUUGGCUCAGGAGAUGAAGAAGCAACUAUAGGAGAAUAUGAAAGUCUCUUGAUUGGUACAAAGACCACAGCUCGUAAAGAACUUGUAUUGCUGCAUGCUGAAAGACAUUGUGCGCCAGGAACGACUCGUCAGUGGUUGAAGAAUCGACCAUGGAUUCACGCGUAUCACCAUGUGCAAAUGACUAUGCCAAAACCAACAAUAUUGGCUAAGCGACCACGAAGAAACGCGUUAGAGAGUUUUAUUAGAGAUCAACUUUUGCUUUACACUACAAAAAGGUCUCCUACAACACAUAAUGGAAUUCGUAGUGAUUUUUCAAGGCUUGCGCGACGACUUUGUGGCAAAUCAGUUGGUCUUGUUUUAGGAGGGGGAGGUGCUCGAGGUAUAUCACAUAUAGGAGUUAUUAAAGCGCUGGAAGAAGCUGGUGUUCCGGUCGAUAUGGUCGGAGGUACGAGCAUCGGAUCUUUUAUUGGUGGACUUUAUGCACGUGAAUCAGAUAGUGUGUCAAUCCUUGGACGAUCUAAAGCAUUUUCAUCAAGGAUGUGUAGUAAAUGGCGACAAGUUUUUGAUCUAACAUAUCCGUUAACGGCGUGGUUUACAGGUCAUCAAUUCAAUAGAGGUAUCUGGAAAUGUUUUUCAGAUACAUUAAUCGAAGAUUUUUGGUUAUCAUAUUUUUGUGUUACUACAAACAUCACAUGGUCACGUAUGGAAGUUCAUAAAAGUGGUUAUGCGUGGCGAUAUGUUAGAGCAUCAAUGUCAUUAUCAUCAUUUUUACCCCCUCUUUGUGAUAAUGGGAAUUUAUUAGUUGAUGGUGGAUAUUUAGAUAAUUUACCGGUGAGUGUAAUGAAGAGUAUGGGAGCUAAUACAAUAAUUGCAGUUGAUGUGGCAAGUCAUGAAGACACGUCUCCAGUAUAUUAUGGGGAUUCGCUCUCAGGAUGGUGGGUAAUUCUUAAUAGAUUUAACCCAUUCAACCGACAGACAAAAAUACCCACAAUGGCAGAUAUACAAUCGAGAUUAGCAUAUGUAUCAAGUGUUAAAACAUUGGAAGAAGCAAAGUUAAUACCCGGAUGUCUUUAUAUGCAGUUACCAGUGCAACAAUAUGGCACAUUAGAAUUUAAUAAAUUUGCUGAAAUAUAUGAAGUAGGAUACAAAGCAGGAAAAGAAAUAUUGAAAGAAUGGAAAGAAGAAGGAAAAUUACGGGAUAUAUUAGGUAAAGAGCAGGAGGGAUAUAGAAGAAAUAGAAUAAGUAGAAGAAAUAGUGUAUAA